Messenger RNA from Suillus paluster, 261 nucleotides. RefSeq lists its product as uncharacterized. The transcript has a single exon. Lineage: Eukaryota; Fungi; Basidiomycota; Agaricomycetes; Boletales; Suillaceae. Gene Ontology annotation, biological process: mycotoxin biosynthetic process. The record is from RefSeq and is a predicted model, not a curated record. The annotation marks the transcript as partial.
UCAGGACGAAUGUUUGGUGUCUCCAUGUUUCACCAGAUACAUUGUCUGCAAAUGAUCCGGAAAGCCCUCAUUAACGGAUCCCGAUGCCAUAGCGGUCAUUGCCUCAACUUCUUGCGGCAGGCUGUUCUUUGCAAUGCUGACACUACCCUAGACCCAUUCUUCGUCGACCCUGAUGGAACGAUGACAGGCACAGACGGCUUGGGUAUGACAACUGUAUGCCGAAAUUGGGCACAGGUUUAUGCUUACACCGUGGAGAACCAG